AUGAAAGUCUUAAUUGUUUUAAGUGUACUGCUGGCCUGCGCCAGCGCCAUAGAAUGGUCCAACUUCAAGCAGCAAUUCCAGAAGGUGUACAAGUCUCCCGCCGAGGAGCUUAUGCGCAAGCUGAACUUUGAGAAGAAGGUGCGACAGAUUGAGGAGCACAACAAGCGUUUCCACAAUGGCGAGGAGUCCUACGAGAUGGGCAUCAAUCAGUACAGCGACAUGAGCUACGAAGAGUUUGCCGAGAAAGUAACACCCCAGCUGAAUCCUGAAGAGCAUGUUGUCAAUGAGCAGACUACUUACCAACCAUCAGGCAGAGCUGUGCCCGAUAGCAUCGAUUGGCGCACACGUGGUGCUGUUACUCCCGUGAAGAACCAAGGUACAUGCGGUUCCUGCUACACUUUUGCUGCUGCUGCUGCUAUGGAGGGUGCUUACUACCUGAAGACGGGUUCAUUGUACCCACUGUCCGAGCAGAACUUGUUGGAUUGCACUACAGUCUCGCCUUACAGCAACAUGGGCUGCAACGGCGGCUGGGCCAGUCGCUCCCUGCAGUAUAUUGUCAACAAUGGUGGCAUCGACUACGAGUACUAUUAUCCCUAUGAUGGAGCUCUGGGCAAAUGCCGUUAUAACUACAGCUACAGAGGCGCCACCGCUCGCAAGGUAAUCAAUGUUGCUGCUGGUGAAAAUAAUCUGAAGGCAGCUGUUGGCGAGAAGGGUCCCGUCGCCGUGUCCAUCUACUCAUCCGAUGCUUUCAAUAACUACAAGAGCGGCGUCUUCACCGAUAACAACUGCAAUGGACGUGGCACCAAUCAUUUGGUGACUGUUGUUGGCUACGGCACUGACUCUUAUUAUGGCGACUAUUGGCUAAUCAAGAACUCCUGGGGCACUUGGUGGGGAGAGCAGGGUUACAUGCGCAUGGCUCGCAAUCGCAACAACAUGUGUCUGGUUGCCAGCUAUGGUGUCUACCCAGAAGUCUAA
Messenger RNA from Drosophila busckii, 975 nucleotides. Its product is annotated as crustapain-like. Gene Ontology annotation, molecular function: cysteine-type endopeptidase activity. The transcript has a single exon. The record is from RefSeq and is a predicted model, not a curated record. Bases 1 to 975 code for a protein of 324 amino acids. Gene Ontology annotation, cellular component: lysosome. Lineage: Eukaryota; Metazoa; Arthropoda; Insecta; Diptera; Drosophilidae.